This is a messenger RNA of Dictyostelium purpureum, 606 nucleotides long. RefSeq lists its product as uncharacterized. Bases 1 to 606 code for a protein of 201 amino acids. The transcript has 2 exons. The record is from RefSeq and is a predicted model, not a curated record. NCBI's taxonomy places the organism in Eukaryota, Evosea, Eumycetozoa, Dictyosteliales, Dictyosteliaceae.
AUGAAAUCUAAAAUUAUAAAAUCAUUUAACGAUAUAGAAUUAUUAGACAGUAUCAAUGGAAUAAAUAUCGAUAUUAUUGAAAAUAGAGCCAAGGCAAUCCAAGAUAAUACUUCAGAUAAAGAAUCAUGGAGAUAUAGAUCAUUUGAUGGAUUUUUAGGUGAAAAUGAAACAUUUAAAGAAAGAUUAGAAAAAGAUUGGAAUUUAUUAGAAAAUUGGAACAAAGAAAAUAAUUUUACAAUUAAUCAUAUGACUUUAUCAACAAUAUUAAAAGAAAUAAUUAAUCAAUGCGAACAAAAUAGAAAUGAUUUAGGUUUUGAUAAUAAUGAUGAUAUAGAAUUGUAUAUAACAAAAAAUAUUUUUAAUGGAUUUCAAUAUUCAUUAUUUUGGAACGAAUCUUCAAAAAAAGAAAAAUCAUUUUGGAAUACUAAAUGGAAUGUCGAAUAUAAUGUGGUCAAUGUCAAAACACAAAAACAAAUUAUAAUUUCAGGAGAUUCAAACGCAGGUAUUAUUCAAUAUAUCGAAUAUCUUGGUUUUUAUGAAGGUGAUGAAAAUAAUCAAUAUAGAAUUAACCCAAUAAAUUUAAUUUUAUUAUUAUUAAAUAAAUAA